GAAACGUGGAGCACGUGUGGCCAAAUAUCAUCCUGAUGUGCUGCUGAUAUUAAAGUAGCAGCUUUUUAAAAUCACAUAAAGACACAGAGAUGAAUAUUUUCAUGGCACAUUUCCCAGUUUACAUUAGAGAGAUGUAAUGCUGCAUUGUGGCCACACGAUGGCGCCAGAGUAGGUCUAACUGCUGAGGCCUUUACUCCCCUCAGUCGCACUGUAAUGCUGAAAGUAAAUGUCUCUAUUGGCAACUUGACUUAAUGUUUGAUUUUUAGGGAGAAAACUGGUUUUAAAUUAUGUUUUUUUUUAACUGAACAAUGAUAUAAAAGCAAAGUGUGUCCUGAGGUGAUUCAGAAUCAUUUUGGUUGUCUGAUUACAUUAAAAAAAACCCAAAUAACACCCUUGUUUAAAGGUGUUUAACAUAUAUCGUCUUUGUUUAUUAGUCUAUAUCAUAACAAUAGUAUUAAACAUUUAGAGUUACAUUAUUUAUUAUGGAGUAGUUUUGGUCAGAUUUCCAACCUUCUCACUGGAAAAAUACUGCCAUUGUAUCUCUGCAUACCAUUGAGUUACAUUUGUAUGUAGAUAACCUGACACUUUAUAUUUCUAACAAUACUGUGGAUAACGUGUAGGCACAAAACGGCUUAUCGUUGGGAAAAGGUCAUGUUUUGGCUUAAAAUACCCAUGAUCGGUAGUGUAAACGUAGUGACAGGUGGCUAAAAAAACACCCACAUUCGGUGGCACAAAUGGCGCCGCAAACAUCUCGGCAGGUUGCUGAAAAAAGCAACACAUUCUCACGCCGACCUCGUCACAUAUUGAAGUUUGGUCUACGUCCACAUACGACGUGCAAGGUACCCAGGGUGCGUUGGUUGUUGAUGUUCUGGGACGCCGUGUCAAGUUCUGCCUGUUACAUGCAUUGUCUGUUUUCAUAAUACAUGUCUGUAUCAUGCCGACGUUUAAGGACGCCUUUUUUCAUUGGUUUGUGACGCCACAAGUCUCCACCCAAGGGCCAGAUUUCGACGGCUUCAGAGUGAGAUUGGGCUCGCAAAGACACCAGUGUUCAGUGGCACAAACGCUGGUUGCUAAAAACCACCCAUGCUUGUUGGCAUAAAGACUUACAGAAACGCAGCCACCGGCCUUUGUUUAUUAGGAUAUGUCAUAAAAAUAGUAGUAGUAUAUAUUUGAGGCAGCUGAUAGAAGAUCGUGGUUAAUCAACCCAAUCGGCUGAAAAAACAAAAAACACUUGAUUAUGGUGAGGAAAAGAUCACGUUUGGGCUUUAUAAAAAUCCUGGUGUUCAUUGCACAGUCACAGCUUGAGAAGCCGUUGUCUCUGUGAAAAGCGCUUUUCCCCGCAGGAAAUGCAAUGUCUAACUGAAAAACUACCUCUUUCUGUGGCACUAACCCCACUGUAAAAUGGCAAUGGGUCACUAAAGAGCACUCACACUGGUGGCUGAAACGCUGCUGGACAUGCAGCGAUGACUCCUCAAGCGCACCCAGUUUGUCGUUUGCUGCAGUGGCCUGCAGCUUGGCAGACGUCUUGCCUAGCUUGCACGCCACCCACCAUCUCCUCCACAUCCCAAUGACAAAACCAGUAACUACGUCACUUUGAAAACGCUGAUACGAUACUACUUGAUAUGAUGAAUGUGGGAUGACACUCUCCAUCGUAACAAUGAGGAUGCUCUGGAUUUAUAUGUCUAGGAAACACUAUCAGUUCCUAUAGUGCCAAAGUUCUCCAAAAUCUCUAAAAACAAUAUUCAUUCAUCUGUGGCAUUGGUCGCAGAAGGCUGGAGCCUAUCCCAGCUGACACUGGGUGAGAGGCAGGGUUCACCCUGGACAGGUCACCAGACUAUCACAGGGCUGACACAUAGAGACAGACAACCAUUCACACUCACAUUCACACCUACGGACAAUUUAGAGUCACCAAUUAACCUGCAUGUCUUUGGACUGUGGGAGGAAGCUGGAGCACCUGGAGGAAACCCACGCUGACACAGGGAGAACAUGCACACUCCGCACAGAAGGGCUCCCACACCCUGGGUUUGAACCAGGAACAAACAACAGUGCUGACAAACUCUCCAAACUCUUUAAAAACAAUAUUUUGAAAAUGAAUUCAAUAAAUCUAAAGACGCAGAGUCCAAUAAAGUGACUAGCACACAGCAUGUCAAACCUUUUGAAUUUACUACGGACUGAUUGACCUAGAGGUUCAUACCCGCCGCCUAGUGGUGAGUGUGAGUAGCACAUGUGGGAGAUUUUUGUUUGAAAUGCUGCAAUGAUUUCUUCACUUAUAUCAUUAUUUACAAUUGAGUUUAAAUGUCGUUAAACUCCUCCAUAAAAAACACAUGUAAGUGGCAUGUAACCCUGCUCUCUCUGGACACGUUUAGGGACUUUUUCCGGGUUGAACUCAUAAUUAAAGAAAAAAAAAAAGAAAAAACAUUCCGGCACUCCCUGAAGGCAGCAGCAGCCCAAAUUGCCCCUCAUUGAGCAGUGGGACAGAAACACAGCAUCCCUCUCCCCAGGUGGGCGUAUUCUUCUUCUCCCCGCUCUGUGCGGUCACUCGGCUCUGGACACACGGAGACUUGGAGACUCUGCGCGCUGGAAAUAAUGUCCCAUUUAUCUUUUUAAGUUUUACUGGAGAAGGACUGCAAGAUGCUGCUGCUGCUGCUGACUUCACUGAUCUGCCUCAUCCCGAGUGCGCUGGGGCAACUGGAGGAAUCCCAGUUUGGAGAUGACGCUGAUCUGGAGCUCGCAGACUUUGAACUAGACAUUGCGCCACGCAGGGUCCCACGGCAGGUGAAAACUAUGUUGACCAAGGAGACCAAACCUCACAUCCAGGAGCUCUCCAUCAAGACCACCAUCAUCUCCCGCUACGCCUUCACCGCGGUGUACUGCGCCAUGCUCAACCGGCACUCCGCCGCUGCAGAGGGCGUCUUCCAGUUCCAGAUCCCCGCUGGUGCCUAUGUCUCUAACUUCACCAUGAUCAUAGGAGGGCGUGUCUACCAGAGCGAGGUCAGGCCUAAGGCAAAGAGGGUCAAGCAGGAGAACGGCAGAGCUAAGAACAAAGAGUCAGGUGAUGCAAGCCCUGAGCCGGAGGUGGAGGUGUUCAAGAUGGUGGCCAGCAUCCCGGGUCGCAACCGGGCCAUCUUCCUGCUGACCUACGAAGAGCUUCUGCAGCGGAGGCUGGGACGCUACGAACACGUCACCAGCCUGCGGCCGCUGCAGCUGGUCAGCCGCCUCAGUCUGGACGUCACCAUCGUCGACCACUCGCCUGUCACCGACCUCCAGGUGCUGCCACUCCGCAACGGCAGGAACACCGCUGCUUCCAGCAAUGCAAGUGGACCCAAUGCACCCAAGACACCAGCCAAGCCCGAGCCGCCUGUCACCACUGUGAUCAAAAUUGAAAAGAACGUCUGCAGGAUCACCUUCAGCCCCAACAUUGUCCAGCAGGCCAAGAUCACCACCAACGGCAUCCUGGGAGACUUUGUGAUCCGCUACGACGUGCAGAGAGACAUGGGGAUCGGAGACAUUCAGGUUUUAAACGGCCAUUUCGUCCACUACUUCGCCCCCAAAGACCUGCCAGUUGUGCCCAAGAAUGUGGUGUUUGUGAUCGACACCAGCGCCUCCAUGUUGGGGACUAAGAUCAGACAGACUAAAGAAGCUCUGUUCACCAUUCUGAAGGAUCUGCGACCAGAGGAUCGCUUUAACUUCGUCAGCUUCUCCAGUAGAAUCAAAGUUUGGCAGCCGAAUCGUCUCGUAAAGGUGAACCCCCUCACCAUCAGAGACGCCAAGAAGUUUAUUUACAUGCUGGUGCCGACUGGAGGCACCAAUAUCGAUGGCGCCAUCCAGACCGGCUCCUCUCUGCUUCGUGAAUACCUCUCCAGCCCUGACGCCAGCCCAAACAGCGUCUCCCUCAUUAUUUUCCUGACGGACGGACGGCCCACUGUCGGAGAGAUGCAGUCCAUUGCGAUCCUGGGGAACACUCGCUCAGCCGUGCAGGAGAAGUUCUGCAUCUUCACCAUUGGGAUUGGGAACGACGUGGAUUACCGGCUGCUGGAGCGCAUGGCUCUGGAAAACUGUGGGAUGAUGAGGCGCAUCCACGAGGAGGCCGACGCCAGCGCUAUGCUCAAGGGGUUCUACGAUGAGAUAGGAACUCCUCUGCUGUCCGACAUAAGGAUCAACUACACCGAGGACUCUGUCCAGUAUGUAACUCAGCAUCUGUUCACCAACUACUUCAAUGGCUCUGAGAUCGUCAUCGCCGGCAAGCUGACCAACAACAGCGCAGAAUCCCUCCACGUCCAGGUUACAGCCAGCAACAAUGACAGGAGCAUCGUCCUGGAGACUGAUGUCCCCCUGCGGCACCGACAGAUACAGACUGAGAAGAACGUGAAAGCGGCCACAGCAGCAAUGGCAGCUGGAGCUAAACCUCCGGGGUCGGCGAUUGCACAAGAAUUAGGAGUUGCUUUGGGCUCUAUAGCGGAGGAAUUUGUGGAACGCGUGUGGGGUUUCCUGAGCGUCAAGGAUGGGCUACGGUCACGGCUACGCAGCCAAACCAGCAAGGAGAGGGAGGGCCACAUCCAGCAGGCCACAAAUCUGUCUCUGACUUACCACUUCCUCACUCCACUCACCAACCUGGUGGUGGAGAAGCCUGAGGUCUUAGCUGAUGGCACCAUGGCCCCGGCGCCCACCAUCCCCCCAGCAGCUGGUGACACUGGCUCAACUGCCAAUGAGCUGCCAGAAGACGCAGAGGACGGAAAGCCACAGAAACCCAACGGGAAGCCAGGCAGCCAGAGCUCAUCUCUGAGCAACAACAUAGGUAAAGAGAGACGACCCGCCAAGAAAUCCAUCACCUUCUCCAAAACAUCAGGUGACUCCACAUACUCUUUCUCAUGGACAUUUGCACAUAUGCAGCAGUUACAAGUCUCCAAAAAGCAGACUUGGUUUGACAGCGCUCUGUCAGUGUCCAUUGUGGGGAAGUCUAAUGUGACUGUGACGGUUGGAGGAAACAUCAUGUUUGUGAUCCUGCUGCAUCAGUACAAGAAUCCAGCUCCCUACCAGAGAGACCAUCUGGGGUUCUACAUUGGUGACAGCAAGGGGCUGUCGCACAACUGCCACGGCCUGCUGGGUCAGUUCCUGUAUGAGGAAGUGGGAUUGGCAGAGCUUCCUGCACAAGCAGACAUGAAACCGUCGCCCGCGCUCAAGGUGAAGGACCGCUUGGUGCCGGUGGUUCAGAAGAGCAGGAAGAUCUACAGCGGGACUCAGAGCGUGGACUGCUGGUUUGCCCGCAACAACGCAGCCAAGCUGAUAGACGGACAGUACGAGGACUAUUUGAUGUCGCACAUGUUCGACACAGGGGAAUGGCCACACGGGACCAACAGUGUGUGAUAGCACGAACUGUAGCUGCAGCAUUUGUGUGAUUUAAAUCUUAACUCAUUUUACUCUGUAUCCGUUUCACAUUCCAGCAGAUUCCAAACAUUCCCAAACGCCCAACCUUCACAUUCCAGUUUUACUUCGGUCUCUUUUGAAUAUAUUUUUUUACCAUUUCUAAUGAAAAUUAAAAGUUUUUAUUGUAUUAUGUGUAUUGUUUUUUACAAUAAUUUUGUAAUUGUAAAUAAAGACUUAAACACACA
Messenger RNA from Epinephelus fuscoguttatus (brown-marbled grouper), 5609 nucleotides. It is a transcript of the gene itih5, whose product is annotated as inter-alpha-trypsin inhibitor heavy chain 5. Gene Ontology annotation, biological process: hyaluronan metabolic process. The transcript has 13 exons. NCBI's taxonomy places the organism in Eukaryota, Metazoa, Chordata, Actinopteri, Perciformes, Serranidae. The coding region runs from base 2632 to 5364 and encodes 910 amino acids. The record is from RefSeq and is a predicted model, not a curated record. Gene Ontology annotation, molecular function: serine-type endopeptidase inhibitor activity.